CACAACGCUAUUUACUUACAACCCUAACAGCGAGCCGGUUCAUACACAAGGAUGUGGUGUGUGAUCGCAAGUGCGUGCUUCAUUCCAGCAGUCAUCAGCAUCAUUGUUACGGAUUAUCCACCGACGAGUACCGAGUACAACUAUUCGUACAAUGUUGUUAAUCCAUCGACAGGCGACGCGAAGAGUGUACACGAGACGAGACAAGGAAAUACAGUCACUGGAUCAUAUUCUCUAAUCGAUCCUGACGGAACAAGACGCACCGUCAAAUACAUCGCCGGACCGAAGAUAGGAUUCAAAGCGGUCGUACAUAGUGAACCUGAAACACCUUAUAAUCCACCAAUCCCAGUCCCUCCUAAUCCUCAGCCGUUAGUUCGGCUAACACCGAUAACUUACGUGCAUAAAAUACUGCCGCGUCCAAUUUACGUGCCUGUUACUACUAACAACAGAAGUUACUUCACGCCGGGUUCCACAGUCGCGGAUAGACCCGCACUUAAUGAAGGAGAAUAUUUUGAACCUAAUAAAGAUUACUAUCAUUCUAAUAGAAUCUAGUUAUGUUAUUAAAGUACUAAUAUACGAACAAAGUACCUUAUUCUUAUUGUGAUAAUAGUCAAUAAUUUAAAUGUGAUUAAAAUCUGUAAACCUUAUAAAA
This is a messenger RNA of Papilio polytes (common Mormon), 649 nucleotides long. RefSeq names its product cuticle protein 19.8-like. NCBI's taxonomy places the organism in Eukaryota, Metazoa, Arthropoda, Insecta, Lepidoptera, Papilionidae. Gene Ontology annotation, cellular component: extracellular matrix. The transcript has 2 exons. Bases 52 to 549 code for a protein of 165 amino acids. The record is from RefSeq and is a predicted model, not a curated record.